AUGCUACACCCUAAGAACACGGAAAUUUAUUUCGAGCUGAACACCAAAGCAAAGAUCCCAGCUUUGGGUCUUGGAACGGCUAAUGAACCCGAACAAAUUCCACAAACAAAACAAGCCAUCAAGGCUGCAAUCAAAGCGGGUUACAGACUUAUUGACACAGCAUGGGCUUAUCAAUGUGAAGAUCGUAUUGGUGAAGCUUUGAGAGAAAUUUUUGAUGAAGGUGUGCUCAAGAGAGAAGACAUCUUCAUUACGACGAAGGUAUGGCCAACCCACUGGGACAUUGCCUCCGAAUCCAUCGACCGUUCUUUGAAGAAUCUGGGGGUGGACUAUGUCGACCUUGUGCUUCAACAUUGGCCUUUGUGCUUCAACAGAGUUGAGGACAAGAACGGCGUGGACGGGAUUGUGAGGAACCCCACGCACGAGGAUGGCAGUCCCAAUAUCAACACAGAGGGUGACUAUUUGUCCACCUACAAGCAAUUAGAAAAAAUGUACUUGAACAAGGACCCUCGUUUCAAAGCCAUCGGUGUGUCCAACUACCCUGUAGAGUAUCUGCAAAGGCUGCUUAAGGAGUGCACCGUUGUUCCAGCUCUGAACCAGGUGGAAAUUCAUCCCCAACUGCCACAGGUGGAAUUACGCGAAUUUUGCCAAACGCACAAAAUUGUUCUGGAAUCCUACUCACCCUUCGGUGCAACUGGUUCACCUUUGAACCAGAAUCAAAGGUUCCAAGCGCUUGCUGAAAAGUAUUCCUGUACCCCUAACGAUAUCCUUUUAGCCUACAACAUCAGACAAGGGCAAGUUGUAGUUCCCCGCUCGGUCAAUCCAAAGAACAUUGUGUCCAACAUCGAAUUUGUGCCUUUGGCCAAGGAAGAUAUUACUUUCUUGACCCAAUACGGUCUUGAAAACCCAAUGCGUUUCAGAGAUGAACCAUUUGCGGAAUCUAUACCUGGUUUCCGCGAGAACAAGAAUUAG
Messenger RNA from Lachancea lanzarotensis, 969 nucleotides. It is a transcript of the gene ARA1, whose product is annotated as LALA0S08e02278g1_1. Gene Ontology annotation, molecular function: aldose reductase (NADPH) activity. The transcript has a single exon. NCBI's taxonomy places the organism in Eukaryota, Fungi, Ascomycota, Saccharomycetes, Saccharomycetales, Saccharomycetaceae. The record is from RefSeq and is a predicted model, not a curated record. Gene Ontology annotation, cellular component: cytosol. The coding region runs from base 1 to 969 and encodes 322 amino acids.